AUGAAUAGAAAUUUUAUAUUUAUUUUAUUGAUUGCACUUUCUGUUACCAAUACUAUUCCACUUGAGAAAAGAUCCACCAAUUUUACCGAUGUAUGUUAUUAUGGAGUAGACCCUAGAGAAAUAAUCAGUGCAAGUGUUUCUCCUGAUCCAGUGAUUUCUGGACAAAAUGUUACUUUCAAUGUUUCCAGAACUCUAAGUAAUGCUAUUACAAAUAAAGGGCUGAUUUAUAUUGACUUUUGUGAUGAUGAUUCAAGCUCUAUUAUAUAUGAAAAUAAUUCUACUGCGCCUCAAACUGCAGCUGGAAGUUCAUUUAAAGCAAAUCUCACAUUUGAGGCACCAGCUAAUUUACCAAGCAGUUACAUUAUUCAAGUUUUAGUUAUGAGUCCAAGUGAUCUGAUAGGUUGUAUAAUAGCAUCUGUUAGUUAG
Dentiscutata erythropus is the source of this 426-nucleotide messenger RNA. The record is from the annotation of a GenBank genome assembly. NCBI's taxonomy places the organism in Eukaryota, Fungi, Glomeromycota, Glomeromycetes, Diversisporales, Gigasporaceae.